CCCAAGUUCAAGAUGCCAGAGAUGAACAUCAAAGCUCCCAAGAUCUCCAUGCCUGAUUUGGAUCUUAAUCUUAAAGGCCCCAAACUGAAAGGAGAUGUGGAUGUUUCACUUCCAAAUGUAGAGGGUGAUUUAAAAGCAUGUUCUCUUGACAUAAAGGGCCCCAAAUUAGAUGUAAAUGCUCCAGAUAUUGACAUUCAUGGUCCUGAAGGCAAAUUAAAAGGUCCCAAACUGAAAAUGCCUGACAUGCAUGUCAACAUGCCCAAGAUCUCCAUGCCAGAAAUUGACUUGAAUUUGAAGGGCUCAAAGGUCAAGGGAGAUGUUGAUAUAUCUGGACCCAAACUGGAGGGUGACAUUAAAACUCCUAAAUUGGAUGUGAAGGGCCCAGAAGUGGACAUUUCUUCUCCUAAGGUCAAUAUUGAUGGGAAAUCAAAAAAAUCUCGUUUUAAGCUUCCUAAAUUUAAUUUUUCUGGGUCCAAAGUUCAGACACCUGAAGUGGAUGUCAAAGUUAAGAAGCCAGAUGUUGAUGUAACAGCUCCAAAAGUUGAUAUUAAUGCUCCAGAAGUUGAAGCCCAAGGUAAAGUGAAAGGAACCAAGUUCAAAAUGCCUUUCCUGAGCAUUUCAUCUCCCAAAGUCUCCAUGCCUGAUGUGGAGCUAAAUUUGAAAGGUCCUAAAGUCAAAGGGGACUUAGAUGUAGCAAGCCCAAAUUUAGAAGGAGAGUUUAAAGGUCCCAAAGUGGAUAUUAAGACACCAGAGGUUCAUCUUGAUACACCUGAUGUGGAUGUUCAUGGUCCAGAGUGGAAUCUGAAGAUGCCCAAGAUGAAAAUGCCCAAGUUCAGUGUGCCUGGCUUCAAAGCAGAAGGGCCUGAUAUGGAUUUACCAAAAGGAGACAUCAAUAUAGGAGGUCCCAGUAUGAAUAUUGAGGGCCCAGAACUCAAUGUGGAAUGUCCAGAAGGAAGCAUAAAAGGUCCCAAGUUCAAGAUGCCUGAGAUGAACAUCAAAGCGCCUAAGAUCUCCAUGCCUGACAUUGACUUGAACCUGAAAAGCCCCAAGGUAAAAGGUGAUGCAGAUGUUACUAUUCCCAAACUUGAAGGUGAUCUUAAAGGCCCAGAGGUUGACAUCAAAGGCCCUAAAGUGGACAUUAAUGUUCCAGAUGUGGAUGUUCAUGGCCCAGACUGGCACCUGAAGAUGCCCAAGAUGAAAAUGCCCAAGUUCAGCAUGCCUGGCUUUAAAGCAGAGGGCACUGAAGUGGAUGUGAACCUACCCAAGGCUGACAUUGAUGUCUCAGGGCCCAAGGUGGACAUUGAUGUUCCUGAUGUGAAUAUUGAAGGUCCAGAAGGGAAGUUGAAAGGUCCCAAGUUCAAGAUGCCUGAGAUGAACAUCAAAGCUCCCAAGAUCUCCAUGCCUGACUUUGAUUUGAAUCUGAAAGGUCCAAAAUUGAAAGGUGAUGUGGAUGUGUCCUUGCCCAAACUGGAAGGUGAAGUCAAGGGCCCAGGAGUGGAUAUUAUAGGCCCUAAAGUAGACAUUGAAGGCCCUGAUGUUAGUUUUGAAGGACCAGAAGGGAAGUUGAAAGGUCCCAAGUUCAAGAUGCCUGAG
Psammomys obesus (fat sand rat) is the source of this 1593-nucleotide messenger RNA. Its product is annotated as neuroblast differentiation-associated protein AHNAK-like. Gene Ontology annotation, biological process: regulation of RNA splicing. The annotation marks the transcript as partial. The record is from RefSeq and is a predicted model, not a curated record. Gene Ontology annotation, cellular component: nucleus; costamere; cytoplasm. Lineage: Eukaryota; Metazoa; Chordata; Mammalia; Rodentia; Muridae. The transcript has a single exon.